Effrenium voratum is the source of this 2436-nucleotide messenger RNA. NCBI's taxonomy places the organism in Eukaryota, Dinophyceae, Suessiales, Symbiodiniaceae. The record is from the annotation of a GenBank genome assembly.
AUGGAGCGCGGCUCAAGGCAUGGGCGCAGGCGUUGUGGGUUGCAAUGGGGUGCAGCGAUAGCAGGAACAUACUCUGCAGCUUUGUGCCUUUGUGCAAGAUAUUCAAGCGCAUUCGUCUCCCCAGUGCCUGGCCUGGGAGCUACAUCAGGAUUGGCCAAAUCUGCAGUUCGUCGGCCUCAGGGCUCCAACGCGCAGGAUGUCAGGUGGGCACUCACGGCGGCGGGCGUAUGCUGGGCUGCGGGACUUGUCAACCGCGUGUCGCGCUCGGCGGCUCCAAAGGAGCGCCCUUCAGCCAAGGAUGCCUUCUUCGCGGCGGCCGAGGUGUUCGACGAAGAGGAGGUGGAUGUGGCGGUGAUUGGAGCAGGGCCCGGUGGGACGCUGUUGGCCUACCUGCUUGCAGAGCAACACGGCAGGAAGGUUUGUCUCAUUGACCCAGCGGCCUCAAAGAAGUGGCCGAACAACUACGGCGUUUGGCAGGCAGAGUGGGACGCCUUGGCAGCCAAGCUCGGGGUGGAUUUGAACGCCUGCUUGCAGGCGCAGUGGAAGGUGACAGACUGCUACUUCGGAGGUAGCUGGGAGUUGCCGGUGGACAAUCGCCUCCGGCUUGAUCGGCCGUACGCCAGGGUGGACCGUGCGAAGCUGAAGCAGCUCCUCCGAAGCAGCCCGAACGUGAAGGUUAUCGAGUCCGAGGUGGAGUGCAAGGCCAUCGCAAACAACGUGUUCGACUGCCCCGCCAUCCGCCACAGUGGCUCAGGCUCUGUCAUCCUUUUGGCUGAUGGUUCGGCCAUCCGCACCAAGCUGAUUGUUGACAGCACCGGCUUUGAGUCCAGCCUAACUCGGCGCCUGCCAGCUCCGGGACAGGCGCCGGGCCCGGCUGCGGGGUAUCAGAUUGCCUACGGAUGCGAAGUUAUUGUGGACGGGGAUUUCUACUAUGCGCCCGAAGCAAUGACCUUGUUUGACUACAGAACUGACCAUCUGAGCUUUGACAAGGAGUGGGAACAAAGAGCCGAGAAGGAGCCGACCUUCAUUUAUGUCAUGCCUUUGGGGCCUGUGCCUGGUGAGCCAAAUGCGCAACGAGUCUUCUUUGAAGAGACGUCGCUGGUCGCUCGCCCUGCCAUUAGCUUCGAAGAGUGCAAGCAGCGCUGCUUUGCGCGGCUGAGACACUUAGGUGUUUCCUACAGAGAGGAGACCAUCAGUGACGAGGAGUUUUGCUACAUCCCCAUGGGCGGCAAUCUUCCAGAGCCUGGUCAGCGCAUUGUUGCCUUUGGGGCGGCAGCUGCAAUGGUGCAUCCAUCAACAGGGUAUCAACUUUGUCGCAUGAUGGCAUCAUCCAAGGACGUGGCGGACACCAUUGCUGAAGAGCUCGCUAAAGACUCGAGGCCGGAUGCUGUGGCAGCCGCGGCAUACGAGGCGAUUUGGAGUCCUCAGAACCAAGCACAGAGAGACUUCGCUGUGUUUGGUGGAGAGUUUCUCAUGGAACUGGAUGUGGCGGGCCUGCGCGGCUGGUUCCAGGGCUUCUUUAACUUGCCCGAGGAUCUCUGGGCUGGAUUCCUCGCGGGCUGGCCAUCCCUGCCCGGAAACAGCAACCAUGAGUCCUGGUUCGCCCGGCUCACGUUCGGGCUCCAGCUGGUCACGAAGAUCCCACCCCCCGUAGUGUUGAGGCUAAUGGCUGCCAUUGGCCGCUUCUCUCUGACCUAUGGCGUGUCUUUGAUCCGUUCCGUGACGCCCCUCUUCGGCUCUCCACCAUCCUAUGCAUACACGCCGCCAGUGCCCAAAGAGGAGAUUGGAGAUGUCGCCGCCAAGAGGGAGGCGAUGGAAAUGAUGAAAGGACUUGCUCUUGGCCUGACUGAGCAUGUGGUGCAGAUCACGCUGCCUGAUUGGGCGGUGCCCGUGCAACGCAUGGAGUCCCGCAUCCGACGCCUGCAGGUCCUUAGCGAAGAGGAGCUCAGGUCAUUGUUGCAAUGCUUGGAUGACGCAGGCCUUGGGCGUGUGUCCUACCGCAGCUUCCGCACAGCAGUGGCCGAGUUCCUGGCAAAAAGUCGGGACUUUCACUCUGCCCUGUCGCCUGAAGAGUUCAAUGCCAUCCUCUACCGGAUCAAGGCGCGGGUGAAAGAAAACGGGCUCACCGUAGGGCAGGCCUUGCGAGAGGCAGACGGGAGAAGUGCGUUGCCUGGCGCAGAGUUCAUGCAGAGUUUGCGUGGCUUGCGGCUUGGCCUAUCGAACAAGGAGGUAGCGCAGAUCUUCAACUCGUUGAGCGCUGACUCCUUCCGCAUGGCGGGCACAGCGGCGCCAAACCCCGUACAUGACGGUCAAGUCUCCAUUGCUUUGUUUGACACCUUAGUGGAGAACUGUAGCAAUGAAAGUCUCAAGGACUGGGCAACUGUGGCCUUCCCACGCUUGCACGAGUUGAUUGUUAGCAAGGCAUGUUCAGACUGA